GCGAGCACACGACUCCACCACCUCCGCCGGCGAGGGUUAGGGCCUGUGGUCGCCGCCAAGUGGACUCCCGUGCGGCGGCGAUGACGAGGAGAUCUACUUAUGGACCCUUCUUGAUGGCAAGGAACAUUACAUUACAUGGCCAAACGAAUUGGAGUAAGUCGACUCAGACCAGCCACCUCCCUUGUGGUAAUGCUUUUUUCUGCACCCUCGGCGAGCAAUUUGCAGCCACCAAAGGGAAGAAUAGAGGGAAAAUGAGGAAGGAAACCAAGAAGGUCAAUGUAAGAUCGGCCUUCAUCAUUGAUAAUAGCACCCAUCGCGAUGAGUCUAUAUACAGAAACUCUUUUCUCCAAAAAAUAUGUAGUGUUACAAACCGUAAUGAGACACAACUAGAGCCAAUGAUGUUAUUGGAUCCCACUGAUUGUUUUCCUGACCGAGAAAGAUGUGUUGUGCAUUCUGUACGCUACAUGAUGCAAAUAUUUUCAUUAAAGUUGGCUAAAGUUCCUGUGAACACAAGCUCGGUACAACUAUAUGGAUGUAUAGCUGCGCGAGAUUGUCUGGAUUCAUUGCUAAAUUAUAUUGUCAAUCGUAGCAGGGACGAUCCCAUUACAGUGCAUCAGGGCUCUCUCAUUGAGAUGACUGGCCCUAAGAGGGGAAUCACAAUGACCUCUCCUGUUCUAGUUGAGUUUGACAUGAGGAUCAGGAAAGGAGAGCAAGAAGAAGAUGAUCUACAAUUAAUUGACGGUGCAAUAGACUGCGAACUAACCACACCUUCCCGUCCAUCCACUAACCGCAUUAAUGGCGAUUGUGGAGCAGUUGACAUCACUUUGGCCCGCGUUCCCGGUGCGGUGGAGGCCACUAUAGAUGUUAUUAUAUCAAAAGUGCAGAGCGGAUUCAGUUUAUCUCUGAGCUCGUUUGUGUUUGCCGGUGGGUCACAUGAGGGAAUCGAACUCUUUUGUGGUACUAUCGGUGAGUCAUGUGGCUUAACAAGAAGAUAUGUGAUUGCUGUACAGAUGGGUAGUUGGAUGCAUUUGAAGUUCAAUGUAGGUCAGAAAGGCUCUGAAUAUGAUGAUCUGGAACGCUAUUGCCGCUUCAAAGCAGACAUCCAUGGGUGUGACUGUCGACAAAUAAUACUUGAGCAUGCAUCAAUCUCGCUGAAGGUGACUUGGUUGAUUGUGCGAUAAAGUCGUUGUGUUUUGUAUUCAGACUUUACUGGAAUUAUUUGGUCUUGCACUGGAUGGAUACAUAAUCUCCUGCCGGCAUGCUCCACCUGCGCGCUCUUGCGGCGCGGCUAUCUCCAGUUCGUCCCAGAUGAGAAGGGAAGCAGAUAAUGUUGCAUGGCUCAUUCCUCGUUCAUAGUACUGUAAUUGUGAAUUUACAUUUGCUUGAAGCGUCAGAAGCUUCAUAUAGUCGAGGAUAGCACAGCUGCUCUGCGAAACAUCACGUACAAGACCAAUUGUCCUGCCCCUGUUUUUUAGACACCUCUGUGCGAACCUGCAGAGGAUGAUUAUCAGCAAACUGAAAAUAAGAUAAGGAUGUAGCUGCUCUGCCUUUCAUUGCUUUCGAUCUUGUAUACAACUUAUUUAUAAUUACAGAU
Molecule: messenger RNA, 1594 nt
Organism: Triticum dicoccoides
Lineage: Eukaryota; Viridiplantae; Streptophyta; Magnoliopsida; Poales; Poaceae
Exons: 4
Coding region: 81-1181 (366 amino acids)
Source: RefSeq, a predicted model, not a curated record